GAAGCUGGCUUUCCUGCCAUCCAAUCAGGAUUGAAACUACCCAAAAUAUAAGCGCCUUUCUCAAUUGUUUUCCCCGCUCAGCUCUUUUAUCGUCUUUUUUCUUAUAUAGGAUACAGUUAUUUUCUUUUACCUUCUUUAUUAUUCGUCCUAAAAUGUGGUUGGAUAAUUCCGGCUAUGAACAACUUGGGCAACAACAGAAACAUUACCCUUCUGAAUCCACGGGUCGAUUGGAUUAUUACACCGAGGAAGAUGACGAAACCACUGUAACGGGGGGGACGAUGAGUACGCUGCUUGAUCAAGACAACGCUUAUUUACCAGCAUUAUCACCUUCAAAUGAAACACCAUUACCCAUCGUUGCCUUUCAGGAAGAAAUGGAAAACCUCAAUGAUUCCCGGAUUUCGCGUUACCAAAAUACCUAUUUUAUGGAUGGGGGAAGUCGAUUCAUUUCGCUCCCCACGCUUGGUAACACCAAUACAAAAACGGCUUCUCAUAUUUCUCGUGUAUUCGAGGAUUGGUUGCAAAACAAAUUAUACAACCAAAGCAAUGACGGCCUAGAUCGCUUACCCAUUCUCGAGGACAGUGCUGAGUUGGUUGCCGAAGAUAUUCUCAACAAGCUCAAGUCACGCAUGUCAUUACGAGGUCUUCUCGGAUUAGACAAAAUUUACAUCAAAGUUCGAACGGGCCAUGUUUAUACCUACCGUCAAUUGGAAAACGGACAACCCAUGAUUACAGAAGACAUGGAAGGUUUCUUCCAACAAUUUCCUCUUUUUGUCGAAAUUGCCAUUAGCACCAUGGCCCGCAAUACCAAUGAUCGCACAGCUAAUGUCUCUUAUGAUGGAGAUCUCACUGUCCAACUGCUGUUGUCAUUUGAGAAUAUGACCAUCAAUGCCGGUGAUCCCUACAAGAUCAUGGAAGAUGUCCAGUUAUCAGCUUGAAGACGAUCCUCUUGUAUCGAACAAGCGUGAACCAUACUUUUUUUUAUCCUUUUUAUUUUUUGCCUAUGUUCGCUCAUCUCCCUAUUCAUUGUUAUGUGUAAAUACAAAUAUUAUUGAAUUACCCAUCUGAAUCAGACUCAU
Radiomyces spectabilis is the source of this 1076-nucleotide messenger RNA. RefSeq lists its product as uncharacterized. Bases 153 to 935 code for a protein of 260 amino acids. NCBI's taxonomy places the organism in Eukaryota, Fungi, Mucoromycota, Mucoromycetes, Mucorales, Radiomycetaceae. The record is from RefSeq and is a predicted model, not a curated record. The transcript has 3 exons.